Messenger RNA from Temnothorax curvispinosus, 1571 nucleotides. RefSeq lists its product as uncharacterized. The transcript is spliced from 2 exons. NCBI's taxonomy places the organism in Eukaryota, Metazoa, Arthropoda, Insecta, Hymenoptera, Formicidae. The record is from RefSeq and is a predicted model, not a curated record. Bases 974 to 1567 code for a protein of 197 amino acids.
UUCCACUUUCCGCGGAGACGAGACGGAGGAGAGGCCCCCUCGUGCUCCGCGCUUGCGUCCGCGGCUGUCGUCUGCUGCUGUCGUUUUCGCAUCAUGCGCAAAUCGUCGAGGUCGAGGACGAGGACACUCGUAGCGAUCAGCGAUCAUCAGUGCGAAAUACCGUCGUCGAGAUGUCGAGUUAAGACGCGUCACGCCGAGGGGAAGGAUUGAGGAAGACAGAGAAAAGGAGCCGUGGGGGAAACGCCACGGUGGAAAUACUAUAACGUCAGCGAUGCGCAGUGAUGCAGCGACAGCCGAAUAAAUCGCGGUGGUAGACCAACUCUCGGGAAGAGGAUCGCUGUCCAGCGGAUAAUGCGACGCGAUGGAGUCUGUCUGAAUCUGGAGCCUCUCCGUGGAUCCACGGCAAUAUUAGAGUGUGCUCUUACAACGUCGUUCAACGACAGAGCCGGGAUUAUCUGUCUGUCGCCACGGUGAAUAAUUGAUAAGACCGAGGUGACGAUGACGUCGGCGCUCACCUCAUCGACACGUGCGUAAACCGAUAUCCAAGGAUGACAGGGUAUCCAACGACGAGCACAUGAUACCGCCUAUCACGGUUAUCGCGGCGCGGCGAAGAACGCGCAUGUUUGUUGACGGAGCGCGAGGAAAGAGAGAAAAAAUAAACAGACCGGAAAAGUGACUCGACCCGCGACAACCACGUCUCCCACGAGAACCAGAGAUUACCUGGGUCUAUCUGGAUGGUCUGUCUGUGCUUCGAGGAUAUUCAACCCCAAGCCUGAGAAGUAAUAGCGUAAGGAGAGAGAGAGAGAGAAAGAGCGGACACGUCUCGUUUCAUGCAUGCCUAUUUAUUGAGAAGAAACACUUAUUAAUUUUAUUGAAGCUUGUAAGAUAUUAAUUAUGUGCCACACCUGCGAGGAGCUUUCUCGCGCGACUAACUGAUGGCUUAGCAAUAAUUAACCGAGCUUUCUCUAAUAAGAUGCACGAGAAUAAUGAUACGAAUGAUACGAGAGAGUACAACAACGCGACGGACGUCACCGAGUCUAUUUUGUACACUAUACUGGUGAACGAUCUCGCAACGGUCUCCCCAAGCAUGCCGAGUACGGUCUACAAUGACAGCGUGCCCACGACGGCGUACGUAGAGCUGCCACAGGACAGCGAGAACAAUCAACGAUUGUGGAAUUUAUCCAAAACCGCCAUAACUUUGCUGUCCGAACCUACGGCGAUAUCGCAUAACACUUCGAGAAGCACGACGACGUACACGCCGACAACAACAACCGAAUCCUUCGACGAGUUCGGUCCACCCGAAGGAGUGGAAUAUAUUUUUGUGCCACUCGGUGUGGUGGUCUCUGUUAUUAUACUAUCAGCUGUGGUAUGGGUGCUGAUUGUAUCGAGAAAGCGCAAGUUGGAGCGUUUAAGACACAGACUCAUGCCAAUGUACAACUUUGAUCCUGGCGAAGAGGAAGAGGACGACUGGGAGACCGAGCUGUUGGACGAGUGCUAUAAUACACAUCAGAGACGAGUGUGUAAGAUUGUUUUUGCUUGCGAUUCGCGCGAGUAUCUUGAAAAAUAAGAUU